GCCUGGAGAGUCCCAGCUCAGAGCGGGAUCUGAGAGGAGGCGGAGAUGGCGUCCCAGCCGCCGCCUCCGCCGAAACCCUGGGAGACCCGCCGGAUUCCGGGGGCCGGGCCGGGGUCAGGACCCGGCACCACUUUCCAAUCUGCUGAUUUGGGUCCUACUUUAUUGACAAGACCUGGACAACCAACACUUACCAGAGUGCCACCGCCUAUUCUUCCAAGGCCAUCCCAGCAGACAGGGAGCAGUAAUGUGAACACUUUCAGACCUGCUUACAGUUCAUUUUCUUCUGGAUAUGGUGCCUAUGGAAAUUCAUUUUAUGGAAGCUAUAGCCCUUAUAGUUAUGGGUAUAAUGGGUUGGGCUAUAACCGCCUUCGUAUAGAUGAUCUUCCACCUAGUAGAUUUGUUCAGCAAGCUGAAGAAAGCAGCAGAGGUGCAUUUCAGUCCAUUGAAAGUAUCGUGCAUGCAUUUGCCUCUGUCAGCAUGAUGAUGGAUGCUACCUUUUCAGCUGUCUAUAACAGUUUCAGGGCUGUAUUGGAUGUAGCAAACCACUUUUCCCGAUUAAAAAUACACUUCACAAAAGUAUUUUCAGCUUUUGCAUUAGUUAGGACUAUAAGGUAUCUUUACAGACGGUUACAGUGGAUGAUAGGUUUAAGAAGAGACUCUGAGAAUGAGGACCUGUGGGCAGAAAGUGAAGGAACUGUGGCUUGCCUUGGUGCUGAGGACAGAGCAACUAACUCAGCAAAAUCUUGGCCAAUAUUCUUGUUCUUUGCUGUUAUCCUUGGUGGUCCUUACCUCAUCUGGAAACUGCUGUCUACUCACAGUGACGAAGUAACAGACAAUACCAACUGGGCAAGUGGUGAGGAUGACCAUGUAGUUGCUAGAGCAGAAUAUGAUUUUGUUGCUGUAUCCGAAGAAGAAAUUUCUUUCCGUGCUGGUGAUAUGCUAAACUUAGCUCUCAAAGAACAGCAACCCAGAGUGCGUGGUUGGCUUCUGGCCAGUCUUGAUGGUCAAACAACAGGACUUAUACCUGCUAAUUAUGUCAAAAUUCUUGGUAAAAGAAGAGGUAGAAAAACAGUGGAAUCCAGUAAAAUUUCCAAGCAGCAACAGUCUUUUACCAACACAACACUAAUUAAAGGAGCAACAGCUGCUGAUUCUUUGGAUGAACAGGAAGCUGCCUUUGAAUCUGUUUUUGUUGAAACUAAUAAGGUUCCAGUUGCACUUGAUUCCACUGGGAAAAAUGUCGAUAAACAAGAUCUUUGAUAACUUUCAUGUUUACCUGCAGCUGAACUAUACUUCAGAGUACUUUUAAAAAGUUUCUUCUUACAAAGAAAUUCAUCUUCAAUCCAAUGAAAACAUUUGUUAAUGGCUAUUCCAGAUGUUUUGUUGCUAGAAAUUAUUAAAGUUGUACACUAGUAUGUUGGUCUAGUGACCUGGUUACAUUUUACGAGUUGUUAUUGGACCAUGAGGAUAUUUGUUUUACCUAGAUUUUAAGAUUAUGGAGACUAUCAUUACCAUCUUAUUUAAAACCCUGUGUUUAUUGAAAGAAUAGGAUUCAUGAACUAUAGAAUACACAGUUUGCUACAGUAGGGAUCACUAAUGCAUUUUAAAAUUCUAGAUUAAUUGACUUGGAAUCCUCAGAAGUUGAGUGACAACAUAUAAAUAUCAGAACAGGCAAAAAGGCUAAUUUUUCUACAACUUUAAACAGAAUAAUAAAAAUUUUCUGAUGUGUAUUACAUCCAGUAUUGGGUUUUUUAGGCAGUAGUAAUAUGUUUUCACCCACCGACAAUUGAUACUUUUAUCUUUUAUUGUAUUUUUUAAAAAUUUAUCUUGGAAAAGUCACUAGAAGCAUUGUGAAGGAAAUGGUUCCAGGGUGACAUAUAGCCCUAAUUUAGUUUUCCCUGCUAAUAAAGAGGCUAUAAUUUAUCUUUCUUACAGAUUAUUUCCAUUUCUUCAGAGGAUCAUAUCCCUUUACAGUAUGAUUAGUUUUCAUCCUGGGUGAAUCAGAAUACAUAUAUGAAAGAUUUACUUUGUUUUCCUGCAGCCAAGACUCAAGUCCUUUGAGUUUCCAACUCAGUUCCAGCAGCAACGAUUUUAAAUCUUUUCAUAGAUUCUCUGCUUCUACCUAAUAUAAUUAACUUUUUAAAAUUCCAUAUUCAGGCUGUUCUUUAAACAUUGAGAGUGUGUCACAUUGGGUACACAUUUCUUUUAGGUGUGGUUUUUACCACUGAGACUAUAAAUACAAUGCUGAAUUGCCAUUUAGAAUAUGAUAGUGCUAUUUGACUUGUUUUUUGUUUAAUAAUGAUUUUAAAUCUAAUUAAAUUUCAGAACACUGAAUAUUUCUCCACAAAACUGGAAAAUUCAUGUACUUGCUGUGAUCAUACUACAAAAAUAAUACUAUCAGAAAUACAGGGUACAAGAAUACAUUUACAUAUAUUGUUGAAAACUUGGAAUUAUUUGAUAAAGAUUUUGAUUUAGUAUUUUUAUCUUUCUUCUUACAGACUUUAUGUUCAACAAGUAAGUAAUUCUAGAACAGUUCAAACUAAAACAUUAGGAACCAAGUAUGUGUAUAAUCAACAUAGAAUUUUACUAAAGUCUUCUUGGGAAUCUCUCUUUUGAGACAAUAUAAUAACUAAUAUAUCAUUUAAAAUACAAAUGUUGACCCCGUGCAGAAAAAGUAAUAAGAUAGUAAAAUCUGUUUAUCUUAGGCAUAUUUUUCUAACACCUGGUUCUUCAAACCUUCAAGUUAAGGGGAUUAAGUUACUUAUAUAUUAUUUUCCAUUUGUGUUCUACAAUUAGAGGUUCUGCUUUUUUGUUAGAAAGUAAUUUAUGGAAAUUUUGUUAUUGAAACAACUUUUGAUAAAUUAUUAAAUUUAGCAUUGAGACAUCUAAAUUGAAUACUAGAAGUGAAGUAGAGGUGAGAUGUUGAGUCGGCGCUAUUUGGAUUAGAAAAGGUGGGUCUUUAAGAUAGUACUUGUGAUUGCUAUUAAAGAUAUAUAGGGAGGGCCUCCCUGGUGGCACAGUGGUUGAGAGUCCGCCUGCAAAUGCAGGGGACACGGGUUCGUGCCCCAGUCUGGGAGGAUCCCGCAUGCCUCGGAGCAACUAGGCCUGUGAGCCAUGGCCGCUGAGCCUGCGCGUCCAGAGCCUGUGCUCCACAACGGGAGAGGCCACAACAGUGAGAGGCCCGCAUACUGCAAAAAAAAAAAAAAAAAAAAAAAAAGAUGUAUAGGGAGAAGAGUAUAGUACAGAAUGAAUGACAAAAAUAAUUUGACUUGGGACAUCCCUGGUGGUCCAGUGGUUAAGACUCCGAGCUUCCAAUGCAGCGGGCGUGGCUUCCAUCCCUGGUGGUCGGGGAACUAAGAUCCCACGUGCCUGCAUGGCAUGACCAAAAAAAGAAAAAAAUUGACUUUUCUUAGGGUGUUUUUCGUUUUGUUUUGUUUGUUUGUUUUUGGUUAAGAAUGCUAAAUUGCAAUGUAUAUUAUCUGACUGGUAACUAUUUGUGUUUGAAAAUUCCUUUUCUAUUAAGAAUCUAGAAAAGGAAUUUAGGACUAGAAUAAGCAGAGACAUUUUGUAACCUUUUUUAGAUGACUAAAUGUAAUGUUUAAGGCUCCAAUAUUGUUAUUUUUAGGAACUUAUUUAAGGACUGCUACUUUACAGAAAUUACUAACUGAAACUAAAACACUUUCAAUUAAAUAAAAUAAUAAAUCACAAGUUACAACAAGAAAACAGGUUUCAUUUAAAAUUUUUUUCUGAUUGUAGUUUAUCAGUGUAGAAAGGAAAAGGUAGGAGGACUAUAAAUUUUCAUGUUUUAACAUUUCAUUUAGGUACUUGAUUUAGUCUAUCAGUGUGUCAUAAUUAUAUAUUUACUUGAAUACUGCUGUCCUUUAUCUUGUGCUUUCUUUAAUAGAAAAAAGAAUGAUAUUAAAUGCAGUUAAAAUUUUAUUUUUAAUAGAUUGUUAAGUUGCUUUUACUGGACAAAUAAAAAUAUAUUAAACUUGAUUGAUGUUUUUUGAAGACAAACAACUCUUUUCAGGAUUGCAAUUAAUGUAAAAGUCUCUGUAUUUUUCUUCAUAUCAUUGUGUAUAUUAACUACUGCAAACCAAUGUGUCUGCUCUAUUUCCUUGUGAUUUGAAGAAAAUAUUAAAUUUACAUUUAUAUAAAAA
Messenger RNA from Globicephala melas (long-finned pilot whale), 4157 nucleotides. It is a transcript of the gene PEX13, whose product is annotated as peroxisomal biogenesis factor 13. The record is from RefSeq and is a predicted model, not a curated record. Gene Ontology annotation, cellular component: peroxisomal importomer complex; peroxisomal membrane; peroxisome. Gene Ontology annotation, biological process: protein import into peroxisome matrix, docking. NCBI's taxonomy places the organism in Eukaryota, Metazoa, Chordata, Mammalia, Artiodactyla, Delphinidae. Gene Ontology annotation, molecular function: protein binding.